ACUUCAACCUAUUUUUAUUUCAUUUUUGGCUGGAAGAUGAGAAUCCCGCGCGUUUAAGAUUCUGGUGCAGUUCCGUUCCUCCUCGAUCGCUCUCGAUUCCGCUUCGGAAUCGUCAUCGUCUUCAAUUCUCUGAUGGCUUCUUCAACCUGCAAUUGCAGCAGCUUGCAUUGCUUGUUUCGGUAAGAUCCGCCACAAAAUUCGACUGUUCCAAGCUUUCCUUUAAUUACUGAAUCUUCCGAGUUCACUUCCGAUUCUCGCAAAACCUAAAGAUUCUUCCGAUUCUUUCCGAAAAUUCUUCUUUACCAGGUCUCUCUCUCUCUCUCUCUCCUUCUGUCUUUACUUUGUUUAUAUGUGUUUAUGCGUCUUAGAUUUAGUUUCACUUGCUGGUUUCUAUCUGUUUCUUCCUUGCAUUUAGAAGAAAGUGUGGUAAUAUCUUUAAAAGAUUAAGAUAGUGGAAUUUGGAAGCUCUCGGACAGGGUUUUAUUUUCCCUAACUAAUUUUCAGCCGUUGAAAAUUGAUUCAAUUAUUGAUUUGAAAGUUAAUUGUGUGCCGUUGCAUGAAGAGUGCAAUAGGAGAUUAGAAGUGAGAUUACGGUACUUUCUAAUUUUGUAUGGUCAAAACGUGUGAAUGCUUCGGUGGAUUAAAUUUGCUAAAAUUGAUAACUAAGCUUAAAGGAUAUGUAGAACUGGAUUUUUGAAAUGGCAGAAGAUAUAACUGUCAAAUGAGAGAUGUUUCUAAAUAUAAUCAACCAAAAGGACUGGAGAAAAUAUAGCACCCGAAAAAUCCGAGUUGAUUAGAGAUGGAGAAGGAAUUUAGGCUGUAAAUUUCUUAUCAAGGACCGAGUUAUAUACAGAUAGAGGAAGAACAGCAGCUAAUAAUCUAAUCUUGUUUUUUAAAAUUUAUUGCGCGGAAUAUUCUCUGCUCUUUUUCUUUUACUUAUUUUCUUCCGGAGGAGGACGGAGAUCGGUAAUCUGAUUCCGUUUAAGCGCGGCGGUGAGGAGCAGAAGCACAGGAGAGAAGAUUAACAGAGACUCUAAAAUCGAACAACAUAGAUUCUUAUUGGAGUUCAAUCUGUGGCCAGAAUUAGAGUUCCGCCGCUUGCAGGACGAGCUCACACGGACGGUGGUGGCGCCGAAUCGUACGGCAAUAAUAGAGUGCAGAUUCAAUCAACGAGAAUGUCCUCGGAAAAAGCAGGGAAGAGAAAAGGAAAAUUAGUUUUUGUGUGAGAUUAUUUCUGAGAGAAAAGGAAAGAAAAGGAAUCGAAGAGAAAAUAAUGAAGAUUGGAGCGAUGGAAGAUGUGGCAAUAAUUGGAGGAUUGAUUUCAGUGCAGUUCAUAUACGCUGGAAACUCGGUAUUGCUAAGUUAUUUGAUGUCGUUAGGGCUCAAUCCUCUCAACAUCGUCAUUUAUAUUGCCUCUGCCACAUUUCUAUUUUUGGCUCCUCUGGCUGUUUGUUUUGAAAGGAGCAAUUGGCCCAAGAAAUUGAGUUUCAAGUUGGUGCUUCAGCUUGUUCUGAUCUCCUUUGGCGGGGUAACUUUGUUCCAAACUCUGCUAUUAGAAGGGAUACAGCUGACUUCUCCAGCCAUGGCAACUGCCAUGCCAAACAUUGCUCCUGGUCUCAUCUUUAUCAUUGCCUGGUGUUUUAGAUUAGAGAGAGUCAAACUUAGUUGUCUGUACAGCAAAGUUAAGAUUUUAGGGACAUUGCUUUGUGUAGUGGGCGCCAUCAUAAUGAGCAUACUGCACAGCACCAUCACGAUACCGGCAAAAGAGCAGCUAAUUUUUCUUCCUUCAUCUGUACUCUUCAAUAAGGAAAAGUUUAUUGGUUGUUUGUAUCUCAUGAUGGCGGUCUUCGUAUUAUCAAGCAAUGUGGUAUUGCAGGCUACAGCCCUUGGUGAAUUACCCGCUCCAAUGUCGUUGAGUGCUGUAACUUCGUUCAUUGGAGUAUUAACGACUGCAGUUGUACAACUACUGAAGAAUCAUAAGUUAGAAACCGAAUGGUCAACUGUCAACAUGAAGGAUUUACUCUGCUACUCUCUAUUGGGAGGAAUAGUGAGCGGUAUAAGCUUGAGCUUCAACGGGUGGGCAAUGAAGAAAAGAGGGCCAGUUUUGGUGUCAAUUUUCAGUCCUAUUGGAACAGUUUUCUCUGUCAUUCUCUCUGUCUUCACCUUAGGAGACACUAUUUCCAUUGGAAGCCUUUCUGGUAUGUUCUUGAUGUUCUGUGGGCUCUACUUUGUGCUUUGGGCAAAAGGAAAAGAAGGUUACUGUGAUGGGAGUGGCUAUCAAAGUGAUGACUUUGAUAUUGAGAAACCUUUACUCUCUUGAACUUUGUAGGUGUAUCUGCCACUUCCUUUAUCCUAUAUGGGGAAAUUAUAAUGGUAAGUGGACAUUAAAAAAACUAAAGAUGAAAAACUAUAUUUUAGGUUGAGCGUCAGUAAAUUGUUUGUAACGGUUAGGUUUUACUGUUUGGGGUGGGACACAAUACUUUGAUUGGCAAGAACUAGAUUGCAAGUCAAGAAUUUCAUUAGUACCAAAAGUUCGUUAAAAAAAGAAUGUGUAUAUAUGUAUAUUAUACGACUGACUGUAAUUAUUAGUAAAUUGAUUGGUCGGUUUUGGAUUGAUCUUUUACUC
Cucurbita moschata (crookneck pumpkin) is the source of this 2626-nucleotide messenger RNA. RefSeq names its product WAT1-related protein At5g47470-like. The record is from RefSeq and is a predicted model, not a curated record. NCBI's taxonomy places the organism in Eukaryota, Viridiplantae, Streptophyta, Magnoliopsida, Cucurbitales, Cucurbitaceae. Gene Ontology annotation, cellular component: plasma membrane. Bases 1274 to 2320 code for a protein of 348 amino acids. The transcript has 7 exons. Gene Ontology annotation, molecular function: transmembrane transporter activity.